AUGCGGUCCCUCUCCGCCAUUCCAACGUUCUCCACUCUGAUCUUACUACUCCGCUUUGGACAAAUUACGAUCGCAAAUCCCUUAGCACUCGACCAAGCCGCCCUUGAACUUGAGCAAAACGCCCUCGAAAAGCGGUGCUCGAACCCAUGCGGAUACAAUGACUGGCUCUGUUGUGGUGCCAGCGACGCCUGCAGUACCAACGCCGCCGGCCAAGCUGAAUGUUCAUCCGGCACGGCUACCGACAGUAGCUGGAAGUACUACACAACUACCUACGUGGUCACGGAGACCGAUCGAACUACCAUCACCUCGGUCUGGAGCAGUCAAAUUGCAAUCCCCACGUCCUCUUCAACUUGCAGAUAUGACCUUGGCGAGGAACAGUGUGGCACUUCCUGCUGCGACGCAGCACAGGAAUGUGUGGAUGGCCAAUGUGUGGCCGAGAGUUCAUCUGCCCUUGUGACUGGGGCCGAAGCAACGGGAACGGCGAGCCCUGGUGUACGAGAAACAAGCAGUGGCGCAUCAACAGUCACGGCGACCGCAGCGGCCACCACCACCCAGGGAUUCAUCGCACCCGUUGGAACAGACGGAGCCGACCUGCUCGGAGCUAAGGCCACCAGCAACAACGGUGGACUGAGCGGUGGUGCAAUUGCAGGAAUCGUGAUCGGUACCAUUGCGGGUGUGAUCUUGCUUCUGCUCCUCUGCGGCUGCCUGUGCUUCAAGAGUGCCCUGGACGCACUUCUCGCAGCCAUGGGCAUCAAGAAGCGCCGUAGACGCGAGACAGUCGUCGAAGAAAGAUACUCGCACCACUCACAUACCAGUCGUCCUCGGCCGGCGGGUCGCAUCUGGUUUGGAUCCAGACCUGCAGCCGCCGCAGGAACAGAGAGCUCAGUGAGCGAGAAGAAAUCCAAGUGGAGUGGCUGGGGCACAGUGGCCAUUGUCCUCGGAGCACUUGCGCUCUGCUUGGGAUUGAAGAGACACAAGGACCGGGAAAACGACGACGAUGAUAAGACCAGUUACACCUACCCGAGUUCGUAUUAUUAUUACUCGGACUACACGCGGAGUAAGUCCACCAUCCUUACAAGGUCCAGGAAGGACAGUACUGACUUUUGUCACAGGUAG
Messenger RNA from Penicillium maclennaniae, 1116 nucleotides. RefSeq lists its product as uncharacterized. NCBI's taxonomy places the organism in Eukaryota, Fungi, Ascomycota, Eurotiomycetes, Eurotiales, Aspergillaceae. The record is from RefSeq and is a predicted model, not a curated record. The transcript has a single exon. Bases 1 to 1116 code for a protein of 371 amino acids.